GUGUGUGUGUGCGUGUGUGUGUGUGCGUGUGUGUGUGUGUGUGUUUGAUCAUUUACCUGUGAUUGGGGAAAACAGCUCAGGACCUUGGAGCUGUGUGUUUUUUAGCGAGAGCAGAGGCAGAGCACUGACAUGGAGAAGCAGUUAACAGGUACUCUAGUUCUGGCUGUGUGUGCUGCUGCUCUCGGUUCUCUGCAGUAUGGAUAUGGGAUUGGAGUCAUAAACGCACCACAGAAGGUCAUUGAACAGCAUUACGCUCGCGCUCUGGGUUUUCCCGAGCCUGAUGAACACGCUAACGCUACACUACCCAGUGAUGAAGAUGAUGAAGAGGUGCAGGCGCAGAAGUCCGCUCUCAUCAUGUACUGGUCAUUAUCAGUGGCCAUGUUUCCUGUCGGAGGAAUCGUCUCGUCCUUCCUGGUGGGAUUCGUAGCUGAUUUCAGAGGAAGGGUUAAAGGCAUGCUGGUGAUGAAUCUUGUCUCCCUGGCUGCCAGUCUCCUCAUGGGUUUGGCUAAACUGGGAUCUCCUCACGUCAUGGUGAUUACGGGACGCACCAUCAUGGGUUUCUACUGCGGUCUCUCCUCCGGACUGGUUCCGAUGUACAUCGGUGAAAUCGCUCCAGUGAAAUACAGAGGAGCGUUGGGAACACUGCACCAGCUUGGCGUGGUCACCGGCAUCCUUAUCAGCCAGAUCCUGGGUCUGGACUUCCUCUUAGGGAAUGAUGAGAUGUGGCAUGUGCUGCUUGGUUUAUCUGGAGUCAUCACUGUUCUGCAGAGUUUACUGCUGCCCUUUUGUCCUGAGAGUCCCAGAUACCUGUACAUCAAACUGGGCAAGAAGGAGGAGGCCUGCAGAAGUUUAAAGCGGCUUAAAGGAGAAUAUGACACGUCGAAGGACAUGGCAGAGAUGCAGAAGGAGAAAGAGGAGGCCAUGAAGGAGGCGAGGGUUUCGAUCUGGAGGCUGUUGCGGGCGCAGCAGUACCGCCAGCAGCUCUUCUUGGCUCUGAUGCUGCAUCUGUCUCAACAAUUCUCCGGAAUUAAUGCUAUCUUUUAUUACUCCACCGCCAUCUUCCACAGCGCCGGAGUCGCUCAGCCCGUCUACGCUACCAUCGGAGUCGGAGUCGUGAACACCAUCUUCACACUGCUGUCAGUGGUUCUGGUGGACCGGGCCGGUAGAAGAACCCUGAUGUUAAUCGGUUUGGGUGGCAUGUGUUGCUGUGCAGUGGGAAUGACUGUCGGACUCGUUUACCAGAACACUUACUCCUGGAUGAGUUACUUGAGCAUGACGGCCAUUUUUCUGUUUGUGAGCUUCUUUGAGAUCGGACCAGGCCCGAUCCCGUGGUUCAUAGUGGCAGAACUGUUCAGUCAGGGUCCGCGGCCUGCCGCCAUCGCGCUCGCCGGCUUCUGUAACUGGACCAGUAACUUCAUGGUCGGAAUGUUUUUCCCAUACAUUGAGCAACUCUGUAAAAUGUACGUCUUCAUCAUCUUCGUGGUUCUGCUGUUCGGGUUCACCGUCUUCACGUGUUUACGAGUUCCUGAGACUAAAGGGAAGACCUUUAAGGAAAUCGCAGCUCUGUUUCAGAAGAAACUCCCUGCAGAACGAUCCAUGGUGGAAACAGAACUGCAGCAACUCAAAGGCACAUCAGAGGCUUGA
Messenger RNA from Hemibagrus wyckioides, 1644 nucleotides. It is a transcript of the gene slc2a2, whose product is annotated as solute carrier family 2 member 2. Gene Ontology annotation, molecular function: hexose transmembrane transporter activity. The transcript has 11 exons. The record is from RefSeq and is a predicted model, not a curated record. Lineage: Eukaryota; Metazoa; Chordata; Actinopteri; Siluriformes; Bagridae. The coding region runs from base 130 to 1644 and encodes 504 amino acids. Gene Ontology annotation, cellular component: membrane; brush border. Gene Ontology annotation, biological process: monosaccharide transmembrane transport.